This is a messenger RNA of Morone saxatilis (striped sea-bass), 1417 nucleotides long. It is a transcript of the gene mmachc, whose product is annotated as metabolism of cobalamin associated C. Gene Ontology annotation, cellular component: cytoplasm. Gene Ontology annotation, molecular function: FAD binding; cyanocobalamin reductase (cyanide-eliminating) (NADP+) activity; demethylase activity. The transcript is spliced from 5 exons. The record is from RefSeq and is a predicted model, not a curated record. Gene Ontology annotation, biological process: cobalamin metabolic process. Bases 17 to 817 code for a protein of 266 amino acids. Lineage: Eukaryota; Metazoa; Chordata; Actinopteri; Moronidae.
GUGUCGAUAUGCAGCAAUGGCGGCUUGCAGGGUGAAUGUGGAAGAAAUAACAGGACAGCUAGAGGACUGUUUAUCGAAACUUGGAUUUGAAGUGUACCCUCUAAAGGUUGCUUGGUAUAACUCCCUGCUGCCCCCCUCCCUGCGCCUGGCCUACCCAGAUGACAGCCUGGCCGUGGUGGUGCUCAGCACUCCUUCCAUGUUUGAACAAGCCUUCCUGCCCUUCCUGGAGGAGAGGGGCUGCCAGGGGCUGUCUGACCCCAUAGACCAGUGUGUCAAACACUGUGUCACCUCUGCUGUCUCCCAGUGUUUUCCAGGUCAGGAGGUGGAUGUGAGGUAUGACUACGAGCUGCUACCCAGCAGGAAGCCGAAGUUCUUGGCACAGACUGCGGCUCAUGUGUCUGGAGCAGCUUUUUACUACCAACAGUCUGAUGUCAGAGACCAACCCUGGGCUGAAAAAAAGAUGUUUGGAGUGUGUGUGCAUCCGAGGUUCGGGGGCUGGUUUGCCAUCCGAGCCCUGUUGGUGUUUGGAGGUGUGAUGGCGGGCUCUGAGAUGGUGCAGCCUGUUCCUCCUGACUGUGUGCCUUCCAGAGAGGGCAGGAUACAGCUGCUGGAGGCUUUCAACUUUCACUGGCAGGACUGGGUGUACAGAGACAUCAUCCGUCCAGUCCAGACCUACUCUCAGAAACAGAAGGACUACUUUUCCACACUUCCUGCUAAGCGGUUUGAUCUGCUUAAGACUUGGGGCUUGAUGCCGAGCGAAAACGUUCAACCUGAGCCGACGUCAGACACACAGAGCCAGGUGAACGGACAUGGCUAAAAGAGAAGCUGCUGCAGUUUUGCCCAUCCUCUCUGAGCACAAACCUCCACUCCUGGACAGACUUUUCGUUAAAAUUUGAGUCAACUUUGAUAGACCCAAGAUCAAAGGUGUUGAACCAAGCUUAUAAGGUUUUGUUGAAAGCUAUUUGAAGGUAGAAGGGAUACUUUUUAAGGACUUGCUUAUGAACAUUUACUGCCUAAUGGCUUCUAUAUGAUGCAUUUCAUCAUAUAUCCACACUACAUAUGUCCACAUACAAGUACAAGUAUAGGCAGCUCCUCUCAUGGAAACUUGAACAUACUCAAAUGUAUGUAUUCUUUAAACGUUUGUGCUGCUGUUACAUAUCCGAGUGUGUUGUGAGAAUUAUAAAAAUGUUUUUUAUUUAAGAUGGCACUUCCUUCUUGCUGCUUGAGCCCGAAAAACAAAAACACACAAUAAAGACUGUAGAGCAGAGUAGAAACAGGGACUUUCACUAUCAUUGGAGUCCGUAUCAAAGAAAUCCUGUAACACCAGCCUGCCUUGAGUGCUCUACAAAUGAUAUUCUGUUCACUUGUAAUAAAAUAAAAUAUUUAAUUUCUAAUAAAUAAAUAUCUGUCAUAUUUA